CAGACAAACCACUUAGUGGCAUAUCGUUAACGCAAAAUAAAAACCCUCAUUAAGAAAAUAAUAUCAGCAUUUUUAUAAUUUCAAAUUAAAAGGAAAAGAGUGACUAUUUACACCAAUAUUCCAGAAAUUUAUAGAUUUGUACUGGAUUGAGAGUAGAUAAGAUGGCAGCCACCAGAGGAGAAGUUCUGCGGUUAUAUAAAAAAAUGUUAAGAGAGUCAAUUAGUUUUUCCAAUUAUAGUUAUAGAACUUAUGCUCUUAGAAGGAUUAAGGAUGCUUUCAGAGAAAACAAAGGUGAAAGUGAUCCUGGAAAAAUCAAAGACCUUAUCAUGUAUGGAGUACACAAUCUUGAAAUUAUUAAGAGACAGGUUGUCAUUAGCCAGCUCUACAAAACACCGGAGUUAAUUGUAGAAGCCUGUAAGAAGCAAUCAAAUGAUCAAAAGACCUAAAUUUAGUACCUAAUAUGUAAAAUGUAAAUUAAGGAAACAUUCUCAGAGACUCAGGGUUUUUGUUGAAGCAAGCUUUUGCCCAAACUGGGUAAAGCAUUUCUCAGAGUAACAGAAAGAAAAGUUGAAAUUGGAGAGACCAGAAGCUAUUUUUGCUAAGCUUCAUCAAUAUUUUGGCUUCAAUUAAAAUUAAGAUACGUUUAGUUUAAUUCCAUUCUUAGUAUAGAGCUUUGACUGUGUGAUAACAAUGUUUGCUGUAGUGUUUCUAUUUGUUGUUUUUAUUCUCCUAUUCAUUUGAUAUAUAAUAAACAACAGUACUUGUGUUAUACACGUAAAUAUACUUCAUGAGUUUUGUUUUAGGCAUAACAUUUCUGUAGUUUGUAUUAUCAUAAAUAAAAAAUAUAUAUAGAUAGUUGAAGUAAAAUAUAUUUUGUGUUUUAUUCAGCAUGAUCUUAUGCGUUUUUUACAUUUUAAAGUAUACUUUUACAGAAAUGAAGUGAUGUUAUAUUGAAAUUCAGAUAAUGAGGUUUUCCUCACCCAAUCACAGAAUGUACAGUCUUUACCACUAGAUGGCACCAACCGCAAACCUUUAUUGAUGUUUUAGGCCAACAGCAAAAAAUUCUUAAUUUUGUUAUGUUUACAUAUGUACACCAUAGUAUGCUUUUAUAUAGUUGAAAUGCGAAAGAAGUAAAUUAUUUUUCAUAUGUAUGAUUGAUUGCGAGUGAAAUAAAAUAUGACUUGUAAA
Molecule: messenger RNA, 1188 nt
Organism: Limulus polyphemus (Atlantic horseshoe crab)
Lineage: Eukaryota; Metazoa; Arthropoda; Merostomata; Xiphosura; Limulidae
Gene: bcn92
Product: LYR motif-containing protein 4-like
Exons: 3
Coding region: 162-446 (94 amino acids)
Biological process (GO): iron-sulfur cluster assembly
Cellular component (GO): L-cysteine desulfurase complex; mitochondrion
Source: RefSeq, a predicted model, not a curated record